Molecule: messenger RNA, 1415 nt
Organism: Acanthopagrus latus (yellowfin seabream)
Lineage: Eukaryota; Metazoa; Chordata; Actinopteri; Spariformes; Sparidae
Product: SH3 domain-containing kinase-binding protein 1
Exons: 7
Coding region: 203-832 (209 amino acids)
Source: RefSeq, a predicted model, not a curated record
ACUGAGUUUUCACGAUAAAUACAAUUUCUGCGUUCCUUUCUUUUGCCCAGUUUAAACACCAGUUUGUCCCUUUUAAAGAUGACUCUCGCCCUUCACCCUGUGACGCCCUUCGCUCUGCCACCGGUGAUAUUUGUGAGCAGAGUGGAGCUCCUCUCUGUCCUAAGCUAAACUUAGCCCUGACUGUACCACUCCUCAUCACAACAUGCUCUGCAGACCACACUGGGUUAUAAUGGACGGUGUCAUGUUACUGCAGAUGCUGCUGUAUCUCACCAGUGACGCCGGCCAGACAAGCUAUAGCUCAGCCCUCAUUCCUGAGACUGAAGAGUUUGAUUCAAUUGUGUCGAUCGCGGAGAGGCUGAAUGAGCAGGUAGCUCAUGCUGCAGAUGAGAGGUUACAGUCAGAGCUCCAGACUCUGGUAACAUUCAUGAUGGAGGAGGAAAGAAAAGAAAACCAGAGUGAGGAGCACUCAGGAGAAAACUCUCAGGAAACAAACCAAAAUGGCUCCGCCCUCCCCGCAGCAGUGGCUAAAAGUGUUCCCACGGAGUCCCUCUCCACUCUGUUACCGAAGGCUCUCUCUGCCGUGCUGAAGACGUCCGCCCCGGGCCUCAACUCUGACCCCCCGCAGCCCAGCAGAGGCCCAGUCAAACACAGUCCAGCCAACCUGGAGCAGCUACAGACAGAGCUGAGAGACCUGAGGGACCAGUUCGAUCAGAUGAAGAGUCAGCACAACAAAGAGAUCAAACUGCUGAUGAAUGAGCUCGAUGAGGAGAAAAGGAUUCGCCUGACUUUACAGAUGGAGAUCCAACGUAUGAAGAAGCACAUGUCUAAAUGAGCCGAGUAGAGCGAUGCAUCAUUUAAAAUCCUGAUUUGACAUGUUGUGAAGGUCCCGUCGUACACACUGCUGUACGCACUCACUACACUCUGAUACAUCCUUACUGUUAAAAGAUCUCAUCCGUGCCUCUUUUUGAGGAAAAGUUUUCGGAUUUUUUUGUCAAAAAAGGCUGGCCAAGAAGCGUUUUUACUGACUCGUUGAAAGUGUAAUUGUAAAGGACGACGGGAGCGAAGAAACUGUUCCCGCCUGAUGUCACAGUGAGAGGAGUGUCUGCUGACCGCUGCAUGGACAUUUUUCAUUUAUUUUGUUGACGGACUCUGGAAUCUUCAGCCUCCUGUGGUGGGAGACAUGCUUUUUGAAAUGUCUUUGGGUUUAAGUAUGUUCAUUCGGUUUACCCUGGGAGCCAGGAUUUGUUAUGAUGUUGAGAAGAUCAUCGCUGUCGAGCUGAUUUUCAAUCAUCUUAGGUUCGUGUAGUUUUCAGACAUGUGAAUAUUUUCCUUUUUGAUUGUACAGGAAAUUGACUUGCUAAGUCAUCUGUUGUUGAUGUGCAGCAUUGUGAGCUCAUUAAAGAUGUUGGACAUUA